Xiphias gladius (swordfish) is the source of this 1989-nucleotide messenger RNA. It is a transcript of the gene gtf2h4, whose product is annotated as general transcription factor IIH, polypeptide 4. The transcript is spliced from 14 exons. Gene Ontology annotation, biological process: nucleotide-excision repair. Gene Ontology annotation, cellular component: transcription factor TFIIH holo complex; transcription factor TFIIH core complex. Gene Ontology annotation, molecular function: ATPase activator activity; double-stranded DNA binding. NCBI's taxonomy places the organism in Eukaryota, Metazoa, Chordata, Actinopteri, Istiophoriformes, Xiphiidae. Bases 302 to 1804 code for a protein of 500 amino acids. The record is from RefSeq and is a predicted model, not a curated record.
CACAUCUUCUCUGAGAAGGACACGUUUCAGAGUUACAUACAACGUGACUUAGGUAAACGCGAUUUAAUGUUUUGUAUUUGGUACCCGAUAGAAUCUUCACAUAUGUAUGGAUUUGAAAUGGUUCCAUGAAGAAUAACCUUAUUUGGACAUAUACUGUGUAAAGCAUGACAUGGGAUAUUGUUAAAUACAGUUUAUCAGGAAGGAAUCCUUCAAAUUUGUGGUGGUAUUACACAAAUGUUAACAACUUGUUAACAUUCGUUUUAUUCAUCUCUUUUGUCCUUGACGCAUCAAGCUUCAAUAAAUGCUUCUGCUUAAGCCAUCUGAAGAUCUCCUGAAAGUUUCUUUCUUCAACUCACAAGAUUUCCAUCACAUUUUGGCAUUCACGGCAGCAUCCCAACAGAACAAAAAUGAUAUGAAGCUGCGUGUCCAGCUGCAGUGUAAGAAUUUGCAUGAAUACCUGAGAGACCUGAGUCCUGAGAUUUUGGACAGACUGUACAACCAUCCAGCAACAUGUCUGGCUGUCUACAGGGAACUCCCCUCUCUGGCCAAGAAUUAUGUAAUGCGUAUGCUGUUCCUGGAUCAGCCCCUCCCCCAGGCAGCAGUGGCAUUGUGGGUGAAAAAAGACAGUCAGAAGGAUCAUGACGAAUGUGUCUCAGUGUUGGCAGGACUCCGCCUUUGGCACAGUCAGCAGCUCCAGGGUGGUCUGCAAGGAUACAUUUUAAAUCCAGUGUUCAAAGAGAACCUGAGGAUUGCUCUGCUUGGCGGGGGCAGAGCGUGGGCCGAUGAGGGCAGCACUCUGGGUCCUGAUCGCCAUGCACGGGACAUUGAGAGUCUUGACCGUUAUGCUAUGGAGCGCUGGGAGGUCAUUCUGCAUUUCAUGGUGGGUUCUCCCAGUGCUGCUGUCAGUCAGGACCUGGCUCAGCUGCUGGUUCAAGCAGGCCUCAUGAAAAGUGAAGCAGGAGAGGCGCCCUAUAUCACCUCAUCUGGUUUCCAGUUCCUCCUACUGGACACAUCCUCUCAGCUGUGGUACUUCACCCUGCAGUACCUCAAAACUGCUCAGUCCAGAGGGAUGGACCUGGUGGAGAUCUUAUCAUUCUUAUUCCAGCUCAGUUUCUCUACUCUGGGCAGAGAUUACUCAGUGGAGGGAAUGAGCGAGUCAUUACUCACCUUCCUGCAGCACCUGCGGGAGUUUGGACUGGUCUUCCAGAGGAAGAGGAAGUCAAGGCGGUACUACCCCACCAGACUGGCCAUUACUCUGGCUGCAGGGGUCAACACCAGCUGUUCCUCCUCCUCCAACUCGGCUUCCACUCCUGGUACUGGAGAUGCAGGAUUCAUUGUGGUGGAAACCAAUUAUCGUAUCUACGCGUACACAAACUCGGAACUUCAGAUCGCCUUGGUGGCUCUCUUCAGUGAAAUGCUGUAUCGCUUUCCCAAUGUAGUGGUGGCUCAGGUUACAAGGGAGUCAGUGCAGCAGGCCAUUGCCAAUGGCAUCACUGCACAGCAGAUUAUCCACUUUCUCAGGACCAGAGCUCACCCUGUCAUGCUCAAACAGACCCCAGUGCUGCCUCCAACCAUAACGGAUCAGAUCAGACUGUGGGAGCUGGAGAGAGAUCGACUACAGUUCACAGAGGGAGUGCUCUAUAACCAGUUCCUCUCCCAGGCUGACUUUGAGGUGCUGCGAGACAGAGCUCAGGGUCUGGGCUGUCUGGUGUGGCAGGACGUGGCUCACAGGGUAAUGGUGGUGACACCGCAGGGACACAGUGAGGUCAAGCGGUUCUGGAAACGACAGAAGUCUCACACCUAAAUGGUGAUAAGAAGGAUACUUACACUUCAGCUCAUUCUUCUUUCCUUUUUGAUUUGUAUAAUUUUCAGAUAAGUCAAUGAUGAAAUACUGUCUUAUAUACUGCAAAUAAAGCAAAUAAUGUCUAAAUAAGCAUAUGGAUUAUAAUAUUCUGACCAUUUCAAUUAAAAGUACUGUGUUGACCACUA